UCGAUAAGUAAACAUGCACAUACAUAUGUACAUGCAUAUACAUAUUACAUUAAUUGUGCAAGUGUCAAGUUCAAGUUCAUAUUUUAAUUGACAAUUUCCUGUCGAAUUACAUAAACAACAAUCUUGCAGUUUUAGAUUGUUUGAACCUACGCACGUUUCUUUUCCACAAUGCUAAAUAUAAAUCCGCUUUUAUAUUGGCAAUUGGUUUCUUUAAAGUCAGAGAGUACUUAAUUCAAUUUAGCAAGUGUUUGGAAUUUGCAAUACAUAAUGGAGGAGAUUACACCAAUUCCAGAAUGGCACACUCCAGUCACAGAAACUAUGAAAAUUGUGAUUCUUAUUGUUUGCAUAUUGGGAAUUUUUACAAACUUCCUCUGCCUCUGUGUUCUCUUAAGGAAAAGGAUGAAAUCCUCGUUUAAUACGAUUCUCCUCGGACUCACGAUUUUUGACUUGCUCCUCCUCUCAAAAGGGGUGUUCACGUCACUUAACCAGUUAACUAACUACACGUGGCCCUUAAACCAAACCGUUUGGGCACCACGAGCCCUCUUUUUCCUGUCCUGGCUGUGCGAUUCUGGGACAAAGUACUUCACCGUGGGCGUGUCCCUUGAGCGAUAUGUCGCCAUCUGCCACCCCCUCCGGGCCAGAAGCCUUCUUACCAACAAAACAUCCCGAAUCUUUGCGGCCGCGCUCUCCCUCUACGUGCUCGCCCUGUCCGCGACCAACUUCUAUUUGAGAUUUUAUUCGAACGGAUUGCUAACCGAGAAAGAAAUGAACAUUGUCAAAGCCGUGUUUCUCAACUUUGGACCGUUCAUUGCCAUUUGUUUGUUAAAUGUCGCUAUUUAUGCGAGGCUACAAAAAUCCAAGAAACUUCGAAAAUCAUCCGAACCCACCAAGUCACCCCCGAUGUCAUCCGCCGUGACGAGGAUGCUUCUCACGGUCGUGGUCGUGUUCGGAUUCUGUUACAGUUUUGAAUGUACGCGAAGAAUUAUCGGCUACUUCAUCCCCCUGGAUUUGGACCACAACAAUUUCCACUUUUUCCUCAACCUGCUCGCCGAUUUCUUUUACGUGGUCAACUCUUCCGUCAACUUUUUAAUUUAUUACCUUCUCGGUAAAAAAUUCCGGGCCGAAUUCCUCACAGUAUUUGCAUGUUCCCUGCCCCACAAGAAGGGGGGCAUCAUGGAAAACGGAAAACAAGUCAAAACGGCCCAAGCAACAUCUUCAACGGGAGACACAACAUCUACCGACGCCUCAACGAAUACGAAUAUGGUCCUGCAAUAAGUUGCAAAAAUAUUUUGCAAUUACGCGAUUUUAUUAAACUUAAUUAAUUUAUAAGUUAUUAUGCUUUCAUUAAUUUUAACUACAUAUACAUUUAAAUAAUUUUAGUAUCUUUUGUCAUUAAAUUUCUUCAAUAUGCUAACACGCUUUUAUAAAUAUUUCAGAGGUGGGCAAGAUCAUCAUCUCAGAUAGCAGAUCAAGAUCAAGAUCAUCUUGAUCUUUGAUCUUCGGCUAGAGCUUUUGAUCUUGAUCUUGAUCUUGAUCUAGCUCGGUAAGAUUUCCUAUCUUGAUCUUGCUCUUCAAGUUCAAGAUCAAAUCCCAAAUAUGAAAAGUAGAAUUUUGAAACAUCGAUAUAUUUUUUUUAAAAUAGCGCCUUGGUCCAUUACUCAAAGUACAUUCAAGGAAACGAAAAACACUCGUACGGGAUUUAAUUUUUUUUACUGAUUAAUGGAACCAGUUCUUCAAACGGCGAUCUAUUUCUUAAAUGCCAAUAUUGUUAGCCCGCCAACAAAUUAGGUCAAUUUUUGACGACCUGAUACUUCAACUAUUACUUUAAUUGACCAAGAAAUGAAGUAUAAGGGCAACUUAAAACAUCAGAGCAAAUGUUUUGUUAUGUAUUGUAUAACUAUACCAAAUUAUUUAUAACAACGUUGACGCUGUCAGCUAUUAAUAACUAAAAUUGGUCACACAACCAAUUUUCGUUACUUGGCUUAUUCCAUGCGUGGCUAUCAAUUUGAGAAAAGUCAUGGGAAGAUGAGACGACACAUAUCACCCCAAACAAAGUGGUGGUGGUGGUCAAAAAGAGAGCGGCAUGAGAAGUGCCGUACGUUCUCCCCAAUCAAUUCAAAGCUCGAGUCAGAAAGAGAGAAAAUAUGUGUUGUAUGGUGUCGUGCAUAUGCCACUGAGAUUGGGAACAUUCGCAGUAUCUUUGCAAAUGUUUCCAGCCAGCUAAGAGUUCAGAUUAUUUUACACAGCAAAGCAAUACAAGUAUAUGUAUAAAAUUCUGACUCAGAAAAACUCUUAUAACUUUCUGCCGCCAGCGAUUGGGAAACUAAUUUUUUUGGCAUUAAAUAACAUAUUAAAAAAGGCACACGACAAAAUAUUCAAAACUUUCCCAAUCGGUGGCGGCAUAUGUUUAAAUUGGGUUUCAAAAUUGCAUUUAAAACGGUUUUGUUUUCAGAACUUCGAAAAUCUGAAAGCAUCAUGUGCAACGAAUUUGCGGAUAAGAUCUUUGUAAAUUACGCCUACUAAACCAACAAUUACAGUUUUUAUAAUAUUUAUGAAUUUUGAACAGUUUUUAAUUUCUUUCAAACUAGAAUAUUUCCAAAAAUUUUCGAAAUAAAUUAAAGCGGAGAAACACGUCAAACUUAAAUUUUUGUGCCCCAUCAUCAUGAUUUUUUAUAAAAUUCUUGACAAUUUCAUGCCGGACUCGAUUUGAUAGUUUCACUUAGAAUAAGCCUACUUAUCUAGUAUUUGUAGUGUGCACAGUGCACACUACAUACGUAUAUUACACCUAGUUGUAUUUAUCGGCUUAUGUAUAAAAAAUAUUUGCAACAUAUCUGGAAUUUAUUUGAUCUUGUGAUCUUGAUCUUAAUCUUGGAUUUGAUCUUGAUCUUGAUCUUUUAUCUUUAUCUUGAUCUUUAUCUUGUGGGGCACAAAAAUUGAUCUUCAUCUUUUAUCUUGAUCUUGGAAAACUUUGAUCUUGCCCACCUCUGAAAUAUUUACAUCUCUUAUGUAAAAAUGCCACGAAAAAAAUUUGCAAUUUUGCAAUAUAUUUAUGUAUGUGUGAGGAA
Messenger RNA from Folsomia candida, 3065 nucleotides. RefSeq names its product FMRFamide receptor. The transcript has 3 exons. Lineage: Eukaryota; Metazoa; Arthropoda; Collembola; Entomobryomorpha; Isotomidae. Bases 268 to 1275 code for a protein of 335 amino acids. Gene Ontology annotation, cellular component: plasma membrane. Gene Ontology annotation, biological process: G protein-coupled receptor signaling pathway. Gene Ontology annotation, molecular function: G protein-coupled receptor activity. The record is from RefSeq and is a predicted model, not a curated record.